Molecule: messenger RNA, 1984 nt
Organism: Mytilus trossulus (common blue mussel)
Lineage: Eukaryota; Metazoa; Mollusca; Bivalvia; Mytilida; Mytilidae
Exons: 5
Coding region: 183-743 (186 amino acids)
Source: RefSeq, a predicted model, not a curated record
AUUUUUUUCAAAACACUUGAAUGCAAUUCAUAAUUUGUAAAACAGACAGGUUAUUCUAUACACGUCGCCUUAUACAUGUAGAAGUACUCCUAGAUGUGUCAAAUAAUUUAAUUUGUACAUUAAGCUGUAACAGUAGUCAAACAACGUAUAUAAACAUUUCGUAAAGGAUAUGAAAUGAAAUCAUGAAUUAUUUCAGAGUCUGCAUAUUUAUUUGUUUAACCUGGAAAUCAGUAAACGGUCAUAUAUUAGUUAAAGGAUAUGGCUCGUCCAAAGUAAAUUCCAAAUUCGUAUUGGCAUGUUAUAUCUCCCCCUUUAGCAGUGGUGCCACAUGGAUUACUGAUAAUGCUUACUUUCCGACUAUAACAUGUACCAGUGGCGGAUUUUGUGACACAGUUUAUAGAGACAACUACAGGUUUUUCGGAAAUGUAUCUGGUAUUUAUGUGGUAAUUGAUCCAUUACAACAUAAAGAUAAUCAGAUGAAAUGGACGUGUUAUUUUGCUUCGGCUCGCACAUCUUAUACAAUUCAAAUAAAUUCAGAAUUAUCAUCCUCUAUAAUACAGGAAGAGUCAGUUUUAAAUGGCGGUCAAAUAGCUGGCAUCGCAAUUGGUUGUUUUUGCUUUGCUAUAUUAAUUAUAGUAAUAGCAAUUUUGUUUUGUACAUUAAGACAAAAGUCGAGGAGAGAUGGAUAUCAUCAAAACUCGAGACGGAGAAGGGACGCAUAUAAUUACAUAUAUCAUAUAUAAUAUUCGAUUGAAUAAAAAUGCAAACACGUCGAUGUGAUAUGCUACACAUGAUACAAUUUUCAUAGUUUAUCUUAACUUUAUUGUUUUUUUCUUCAUUUUGCAAUUGUUUUGGCUCAAAACAUAUAUAUAUAUAUAUACCUAUUUGAUAUGGAAUGUGGUUGAUUUUGUUUAGUCAAACAACAUAGAUUAUAAAAACAUCGACUCAAAAUAUGUAAUGGGAAAUGGAUAGUCAAGUGUUGUUACCAGUUGUACACACAGUCAGUAAAGUAUCAACUUCGUCUCAGUUCACAAUCAUUAUCCUGUUUGUUCUAACUAAAUUUCUCCACAUUAUUUAUGUAUUUCCCUUUGGUGUGCAUUUUUCAGAGUUAUUUAGAAACAACAAAUUCUUUUUAACAAUUUACACCUACACGUCACUAUUUAUUUCUUAUAUAAUAUAUUUGAAAUGUACCCAAAAACUCGUGUGAAAUGGAUUUAUUUUGGUAAAUUGUAACAUGCAAAUGUUUGCACCUGUCCAAAGUCAGGAAUCUGAUGUACAGUAGUUGUCGUUUGCUUAUGUAAUAUAUCGUCGCUGGGCUUCUAAAAUGUUAUAUAUGACAAAUUUUAAAAUAAAAAUCACACAAACAGGCUUUGAAAAUUUUGGCAAAAUACAUGUUUCCGAAAUGUCGUACGUGAACGUGAACAUUUUUGUAAAUAGCCGAGUGAAAUAAAAACUUUGACAUUUCUGGAUUAUCCAAGAACUUUAAUUAUUUUCACAGAAAUAAAGAAUAUACAAUUAUAUUUUAACCAAAAUCAUUCUACAACGAUUUUCAAGUUUUCAAACAACAUUUUGGAAGUAAACUUUAUAAACAACUGACAUUGGCAAUUUUGUAAUAUGUCUUAUUUUUCACAUUUUGAUUGUUCUAACUGUAUGCUACUUUGUAAUACCAAAGAUUUCCUCCCGCCCAGACCAUUGGUGUCAAAAAGUAUUUUUAGCCAAAAAAGUCAUAUACGACAUUUUAGAAGCCCAGCGACGAUAUACAUGUUUCUCGUUUCUCGUUUUUUUAUAUAGAUUAGACCGUUGGUUUUCCCGUUUGAAUGGUUUAACACUAGUAAUUAAGGGCCCUUUAUAGCUUGUUGUUCGAUGUGAGCCAAGGCUCCGUGUUGAAGGCUGUACUUUGACCUAUAAUUAUUAACUUAUUUUUUACAUUGUUAUUUGGAUGGAGAGUUGUCUCACUGGCACUCACACCACAUCUUCCUAUAUC